Molecule: messenger RNA, 1758 nt
Organism: Penicillium angulare
Lineage: Eukaryota; Fungi; Ascomycota; Eurotiomycetes; Eurotiales; Aspergillaceae
Product: glycoside hydrolase family 13 protein
Exons: 3
Coding region: 1-1758 (585 amino acids)
Biological process (GO): oligosaccharide catabolic process
Molecular function (GO): alpha-amylase activity
Source: RefSeq, a predicted model, not a curated record
AUGGCAACCCCCGCAAAGCCCAAUAACCAUCGCGCUUGGUGGAAGGAGUGCUCUGUUUACCAGGUCUGGCCUGCUUCUUAUAAAGAUUCCAAUGAUGACGGCAUUGGUGAUAUUCCAGGCAUUAUUUCUCAACUAGACUACAUCAAGAAUAUUGGCGUUGAUAUUGUCUGGCUGUGUCCAUCGUACAAGUCCCCUCGGAUUGACGAAGGCUAUGAUAUCGCCGACUAUUACGCAAUUGGCGAGCAGUUCGGCACGGUCGCAGAUGUUGAGAAUCUUAUAAAAGGAUGUCAUGAUCGGGGCAUGAAGCUUCUUAUGGACUUGGUCGUCAACCACACUAGCGAUCAACACGAAUGGUUCCAGAAAUCACGAAGCUCCAAGGAUAGCGAGUACCGGAACUGGUACGUGUGGAAGCCUGCUCGUUAUGAUGAGCAAGGAAACCGCCAUCCUCCCAACAACUGGGUCUCGCAUUUUCAAGGGAGCGCCUGGCAAUACGAUGAGCUCACCGACGAGUACUACCUUCACCUCUACGCCACUGAACAACCUGACCUGAACUGGGAACACCCACCCGUCAUCGAUGCUGUGCAUGAUAUUAUCAGAUUUUGGUUGAACAAGGGCUGUGACGGAUUCCGAAUGGACGUGAUCAACUUCAUCAGCAAAGAUCAGCGCUUCCUCGAUGCGCCCAUCAAGGACCCCCGCACACCUUGGCAAUGGGCCGACAAGUGGUACGCAAAUGGACCACGGCUACACGAGCACCUGCAGGGAAUUGGCAAAAUUUUGAAGGAGUACGACGCUUUCAGUGUGGGCGAAAUGCCUUUUGUCACAGAUGAAGCUGAAGUUCUCAAGGCCGUUCAGUUUGACCGUAACGAGAUCAACAUGAUUUUCAACUUUGAGCAUGUGGAUAUCGAUCAUGGCACAUAUGAUAAGUUCGAGCCCGGAAGCUGGAAACUCACAGAUCUGAAGAAUUUCUUCCAGCGUUGGCAGACUUUCAUGUAUGCUAACGAUGGCUGGAAUGCUCUGUACUGGGAGAACCACGAUCAACCGCGUUGCGUUGAUCGAUACACCCAUGCCAGUGAAGAGCAUAGGGUGAUCGCGUCUAAGAUGUUAGCUACUGCUUUAGCGUUGCAGUCUGGAACGCCUUUUGUGUACCAGGGGCAAGAGAUAGGCAUGGGCAACGUUCCCACUUCCUGGGGCAUCGAAGAAUACAAGGACAUUGACUGCCUCAAUCACUGGCACAGAAUCUUGGAAGAGAGACCCGAAGAUACCGAAGCUCAUGCAAGCGCGCUUGUCGAGUAUCAGAAGAAAUCGCGCGACAACGGCCGUACCCCAGUUCAAUGGUCCUCUGCUCCCAACGGAGGAUUCACUGGUCCCAAUGUCAAGCCUUGGAUGUCUGUCAACCCAGACUACGUUACAGUCAACGCGGAAGCCCAGGUAAACGACCCUAACUCGAUAUACCACUACUGGGCCUCUGUGCUUGGACUGCGCAAGAAAUUCCUCGACGUCUUCGUAUAUGGAGAUUGGGUACUCAUCGAUCAACCAAAUCAAGAGAUCUUUGCAUUCACCCGACAAUACGAGGAUGAUAAAGCCUUGGUUGUUUGUAAUUGGACCGAGAACAAUGUUAACUGGGAUGCGGAGAAGAAUGGGUUCGGUGUGGUCAAGGCUGUACUCCUUGAUAACUAUGAUACCAGUACAGCUGUUCAGCAUUUCACUGGUGGACAAUGGUCACUGCGACCCUACCAAGCUGUUGUUUUCCUCGUAUGA